AUGGAGGGCGGCGAGCCGGGCGGCGGCGGGGGGCUCCUGCAGCAGAUCCUCAGUCUCCGCCUGGUGCCCCGCGUGGGCAACGGCACCACCACCUACUCCAGCCCGCUCUCCACCUUCCCAGAGAUGUGGUAUGGCGUCUUCCUGUGGGCCCUCGUCUCCUCCCUCUCCUUCCACGUCCCGGCAGCUUUGCUAGCGCUCUUCACGCUCAGGCAUCACAAGUACGGCAGGUUCAUGUCCGUGAGCCUCCUGCUGAUGGGCAUCGUGGGACCCAUUACCGCCGGCAUCCUAACAAGUGCUGCCAUUGCUGGAGUUUACAGAGCUGCGGGGAAAAAAAUGAUUCCCUUUGAAGCCCUCAUUUUAGGAGUGGGCCAGACAUUCUGCGUGGUAGUGGUUUCGUUUCUACGGAUUUUAGCCACUCUCUAGCUCUUCUUCAGACGCUAGAGAUCACGCAUCGAAGGAAGAGCCAAGGAUCUGCCGCCUGCGCCGUCUCUGAAACAAAUCACGAGGCAGCGCAACUCGAGGCGUGCCUCGGUGUGUGCUUUCCCUACUGGUUAAAGGAUACGCGAAGGCCUGCUCCUGCCUCCAGCGUGGCUUGAAAUUAAGCUAAAAAUUCUGAAUUUUGUUACUUUUUGGUAACAUUAAGUGCCAAGUGAAACUUUAUUUCUCUGGAGGAUAGGAAAAUGGCUUCCGGAGGAGGAGGCCCACAUACCUUUUACCAGUGAUGAAUUGUAGCAACAGGACCUAACUAAGAAGUGACACCGGCUGUUCUGGGGUAGAAGUAGUACUAGAGAGUGAUGUGAUGUCUUCAGAGCUCGCUUAAUGCUUUGACCUCUUGCUGCUUUAUUUGCAGUGAACCUGAAGCUCUUUUAAUGUGAAUUUUUUAAAUGAGAAAAUGAAUUUGUUUUCUUCCUCGCCCCAACUUCCUAAUACCAGGGCUUCGUCAUAGUGAAUUUGGGAGCAGCGAAAGGAAAAAUCAUUUUAGACAGAUGAAAGUGCAAAUUUGGGGCCGAGAGCUGUGGCUAUGAAUGCUGCGGCAGGGGAAAUAACCGGCGUAAAAAGGAUCGCUAUUCUUGUGAAUUUUAUUAUGGUGAAGCUCUUCUGGCACUGCGUACCUUUGGCCCGAGAGGCAAAGCACGGCUGAACGGGCACUAGGCCCUACUGCCCAUGCUAGCAAUCCCAGGGCGCGUGUGUGAGCGUGCAGUUGCUUCUCAAACUCUGAAGUAGACUCGUAUUUUUAAACUUCU
Messenger RNA from Gymnogyps californianus (California condor), 1244 nucleotides. RefSeq names its product transmembrane protein 170A (gene TMEM170A). The coding region runs from base 1 to 423 and encodes 140 amino acids. Gene Ontology annotation, cellular component: endoplasmic reticulum membrane. Lineage: Eukaryota; Metazoa; Chordata; Aves; Accipitriformes; Cathartidae. The transcript is spliced from 3 exons. The record is from RefSeq and is a predicted model, not a curated record. Gene Ontology annotation, biological process: endoplasmic reticulum tubular network organization.